This is a messenger RNA of Corythoichthys intestinalis (scribbled pipefish), 7039 nucleotides long. Its product is annotated as inactive phospholipase D5-like. The transcript has 10 exons. The record is from RefSeq and is a predicted model, not a curated record. Bases 266 to 1927 code for a protein of 553 amino acids. Gene Ontology annotation, molecular function: catalytic activity. NCBI's taxonomy places the organism in Eukaryota, Metazoa, Chordata, Actinopteri, Syngnathiformes, Syngnathidae.
CCUGCUAUUUAUUCUCCCUUUACCUCCCACUUUCAGUGCCCAUAAGGGAGAAGCAAGAGAAAUGUGAGCUUUCUGUUACAGCGAGAGAGAGAGAGGAAGAGGAAGGGAGAGAGAGAGAAAUAGGUAGAUGAACAAACACGAUGCACAGACAGAGACACGAGGAGGCGAGUAAAAGAAGGAAGGAAAACAUGGAGAAAGUAGGAAGAUUAGGGUGGUGUAAAUAGAUAGAUAGAUCCUUUCAUCAGCUGCAAGUAAGGGAUGAAUCAUGAAGUCUCAGCAGAAGUGCAUCGUGAUUUUUGCCCUGCUGUGCUGUUUUGCUGUGCUGGUGGCGCUCAUCUUCUCCGCUGUGGACAUUUGGGGUGAGGACGAAGACGGCAUUACGGAGGACAACUGCAACAGGGACUGCAGAGCGGUUCUGGUGGAGAACAUUCCGGAAGACAUCGUCUUCUCGAACAGCACCGCGUCCCACCUCCCGCUGUCGGAAGGGCUCUUCGGCCUAUUGGAUAAGGCCAUUCGUGUUGUGGAGAUCGUUUCCCCACUGUGGCUCCUCAACUCCUCUGAAUACGAAUCCAGUUUCCAGCCAGCAGCUAGACAGGGCAGACUACUGCUGUCUAGGCUGCUGGCGUUGAAGUCCAGGAAAAUCCAAUUGAAGAUAUCCAGUGGGAUCGUGGACUCGGCGGAGCUCAAGAUGCUCGCCAGGCAUGGUGCUGAGGUGCACUAUGUGAACAUGACAGCUCUGACGAAAGGUCACCUCCACUCAUCUUUCUGGGUGGUUGACAGGAGACACUUCUACAUUGGCAGCGGCAGCAUGGACUGGAGAUCUUUGGCCACAAGAAAGGAGCUGGGUGUGUUGGUGUACAACUGCAGCUGUCUAGCUCUGGACCUCCAUAGGGUGUUCAACAUCUACUGGGGGCUUCAGUACAAGGAUUUCAUCCCUUCCUUCUGGUCCAAACGUCUUUUUGCCUUCUUUAACAAAGACUCACCUCUGAAACUCACCAUAAACAGCUCCAAGGCCCAAGCAUAUAUCUCUACCUCCCCGGAUGUUUUCAUUCCCAAAGACCGUAGCAGUGACCUUGAAGCCAUUUCGCAAGUCAUAAAGGAUGCCCGUCACUUUGUAUACAUCUCCAUCACAGACUACUUGCCCCUGCUCAACACUAGUGCUUACAGGUACUGGUCUCGUAUCGAUGGUUUUAUCCGGGAGGCUCUGAUCCUGAGGAGGGUACGCGUGCGUCUGCUGAUAAGUUGCUGGGAAGACACUCAUCCGCUGACUUUCAACUUUGUUUGGUCUCUGAGGAGUCUGUGUAUGGAGCAGACCAACUGCUCCUUGGAAGCUAAGUUCUUUAAUCCCAGAGUGCAGAGGGAUGGCAGUCUUCAAGAAAUAAACCACAACAGGUUCAUGGUGACAGAUAGAGACAUUUAUUUAGGUAAUCUGGACUGGGUUGGAAAUGAAUUCACCUACAAUGCGGGCAUAGGCCUGGUCAUCAGUCAGCCAGAGGGCGUUGAGGAGGAGAAGAACUCCACAGUUGUGGAGCAGCUCCGGACCACUUUUGAGAGGGACUGGUUUUCCAACUACGCUCGCUCGCUUCAGACCAACAAAAUUCCCAUCUGUAGCAAGCACCAGAUGAACAGAGCAGUACCAGCCAAAGGCAGGCAACUUGUCAGCGGGCCCGUCCCGAUCAAGACGAGUCGUCGCAAUAACCUUCCGGCUACCAUAAGACACAUUUCCAAAGAUGAUGGACUGCGUGGCAAAGAAAAUUGUUGCGAUGCACUUCAAAGCAAGACGAAUGGGCUAAUUUCAUUUGCAGAACACAAUGUCAGUCAUAUUGAACAAUCACAAGCACAAAUCAAAACGAUUGCAUGGGACGACCCAAAGGAACCCAAUAGGCAGUCACCUGAGAGCAGAGAGAUCCUUAAUGGAUCCCUAUAAAUGCGGAAUGAAAAGGGAUUCUUCACUCUGAAUCACUGGCUUUUUUGUAGCUUUUUUCUAGAACAUUUUUAACUCGCCCAGGACCCCAAUGAGGACACCGUAUAGAAAGUGGAUAGACAGUCGCAUCUUCAAUUACACAGAAUCUUCUGAUAAGCAAAGAUGUAGGUUUGGUCUCAACAUUGGUAGGGAAGAUGUAACAGCAUAACCUACAUGUACACUUUUCCCUGUGGAUGGGGCAUUAAUAAGACCAAACAGAUUGAACGGGGGUCAGGGCUACAUUUCUCACGAACUUGAACCUAAUUAGUUGAUAGGCUAAAAAAUCAAUACAAUAUACUGUAAAGCUGUAUUGACUACUAACUUUCAUAUGUAUUGGUUCAGGUGAUACACCAUUCGAUUCAAACCUGUGAUUUUAAAAACUACUAAAGAAACUUUUGAAAAUUUCCAGAACAAAUGUCUGGAUUUUAUUAGCAAAUUUACAUUGCAAUAUUUGAACAUAAAUUAUAUUACCAUACACAAUAAAUACAAACUUGUUAAUAUUCUCUUAACUAUCCAUGAGUGCAAAAAAUAAGCAUUUGUGGCGGCCGCCACAGAAAUGAACACAGAAAUGGUUCACCAGACACAAAAUCAAGUUCCUCCCAUGGCCAUCUCAGCCCCCAGACCUUGUUUUGUUGGCAAAAGGGGGUUGUACAAAGUAUUAACACCAGCGGUGCUAAUAAUUGUGACACACAUUAUUUGAUGUCAGAUAAUUUUUUCUUUAUGUGGGAUUUUUUCCCCACUGAAUUAAUGCACUUGUAUUGAAGGUUGGAUUUUUCUCUUUUUUUCCAUUAAGCUCCCAUAUUAUUUGAAUUAAAAAUAUAUUUAUUAGAAGCUAAAAAACACAUCUUUUUCAGGGGAACCAAUAAUUAUGGAGGGCACUGUAUAUAACAAGUCAUUAUAUAAUGCAAAUAAGGUUGCUCAAAAGUUAGUGGGGACAAUUUGAACCCCCUGAAAAGUUGGUAAUGUUAUGUCCCUACUGUCCCAAUGCAAACCUACGCCCUUGCUGAUGAGCUUCACAUUUCUUCCAAAUAUGGAUUAGUGUGGACUCUGGUGACCCUCAUUAUAUCAAAUGAGGGGACGAGUCAGCACAUGCCAUUCAAACACUAUUUAAUGUUAAUAUGCAUAUUAUAAAUGUAUUAUUGUUCACUUAUGUUCUGUCGAUGCCAGGUGAGUAUGUGCAAUUCGGGUGUCUGCUCAUUCAGGUUGUUUCAUGUGUUGAGUGAAUGUAAACAAAGCCAUAUCGGAUAGGAGGUCACUUGAAAUGUACCAGAUAGUGGAUAUUGGGCACCUGAACUUGCUGUGCAAAUUCAGCUGCCACAAAAACAAAGCAGUUGAGGACUUAGGGGACUUUUACUUUUAGGUCGAGCAUUAAUGUCAUGCCAUUACAUUAAAACACUUAGCAGUUUCACAGGCACUGUAUCUGCAUGGUUCUUAUGAUGUGUUAUCCAGCAUAUAUAGUUCUCAAUUCAUUCUUUUUGACAGUUCUGUAUAUGUCAACAGUGAUUUUUUUGGAUGAACAUGUUUUUUUUUCUAAUGGGAAAGUGUAAUUGUAAUUGACAUUUAUUGUCAUGGCUGCUUUGAGAAGUCUUGAUGACCCAUUCAUGGCUUAAUUGUAGUAUUAUAAUCCUGCUGCUGAGUUGUUUCAUCCAGGGCCCAGUGACCUUUAGACUGCAGACUUUAUAUAUUCCUUUGACUGCCUCAACAGACCAUGAAUAUAGUUAAAUGUGUCCGGGCUUAAUAGCUUUUUAAAAGAAAUUCAAAUCAGUGGAUAGUGGUGUUCUCAGGUGUCCAGUUUAGCCAUUUUUAGCUGAAACCAGACCUAAACAAUUAUUUUCUGCCGGGUAUAAAAUUGUAGUUCUUAACAGGCUCCAAAUAAUCAAAUUGAGACUUCUGGCGCUUUCACACUUGCAAUGUUUGGUCUGUUUUAAAUGGACCACAGUUCUUUUUCUCAGAUAAUCCGCUUCGUUUUGUAAAUGUGAACACGCAUCUGAACUCUAGUUCGGACCAAACAAACGAACUCACAUAAAUCGUGGGUCUUGGUCCGCUUUAAAGUGCAACCUGCUUCACUUGUGAAUGCAACAGGAGCAGGGUCUGCUUUUGCUACUUGAUGUGCAGCGUCACUGCCUGGAGCUGUGAUGCUCCAACUGCGAUGGUACACGGAGGGCAUCCUUGGAAGCAGAAGUGCCGCGAAGAUGCUAUUCAAAAUCAACAAUAGCAAGAUGACAGAUGAUUAGCCAGGGCCAAAUGUUGUUGUGCUGCGCUAAGCAGUUGCAUUUGAUACACGGAAUCGGGUUGUAAUGUGGCGAUUGUGUUGUGCAUGCUGUUGCUGAACAAACCGUGUGAGAAUGACUGGCCGAGACAGGCGGAGCCUCUCGUGGGUCUCGCUCUCCUGGAAGUGGCGACAAUUUGACAGUCCAAAAAGUCACGAAAGUGAGAACGAUAGCACACCUGUGUGAAUUGGGGUACCACAGGGUUCCCUUUCGUGGUUUAAUUUUCCCCAUGCAUUUUUUUUUAUAUACUCCAGUUCGCUUGGCAUUGAGUCAGAAGGGAGCGACCCCAGCGGCGACUUGCUAUGCUAUACUACUUCUUUUUUUUUCUCGAACUUACGUGCAUACAAAUUUCUGCUUCACAAAACAGUUGACACAAAGACGACACAGAUGCACGGUUAUCAUUGCAAAAUAAUAAAAAAAUAACUAAAUACUGUUUAACAUGUAUAAAUAAUACUAUGCUACAUUACGUGCAGCAUCACAGAAACACGCUGUGACGCUCCACGCUCCCUCGCCUCCCAGGAGGGAGGCAUUUCCUCUUCUAUUUGUCCAAUCAAUGAGUGCGCCUUUCGUCUACGUGAUGCUACUCGGAAAGUUCGGUUGGCGCAGUGUGAAUGCUGAACUUUUUCAACAACUCAUUUGCAGUGUUGCUAAUAACGGCAUUAGAAUAUAACGGCAUUACUAACGGCGUUAUUUUUUUCAGUAGUGAGUAAUCUAAUUAAUUACUUUUCUUAUCUUGGCAACGACGUUACCGUUACUGAGGCGGGAAAGGCGUGCGUUACUCUGCGUUACUAUGUUGGUAAAUGCGAGAAAAUUCUGAGAGAGACGGACUCACGGAGACUAGAGAGCAGAGCAGGAAUGGGGACGCCAUUGCAAAGGUGGCUCCAAUAAUACCUGACUGUAGCCGAUAGCCUACAAACUACGCCCACAUAAUGCUACGGUAGAAAUCAUAUAUUGUAGAACUAGACGCAAAUGACAGACACAGUGGCAUUAGCAACAUAUCUAAAGAACUAGAUGCGUUAUUAAACAGCCGCCAUCUUAAAGCAGUAGACCUCUUAGGAAAGCUCUGUUGUAGAGAACCUUCCUAGCGAACCUAAGUAACCUUUUAUCUAAAAUGCUCCUAAAUCGGCAAAAUCUCGACUUAAAUCUAUCUUUAAAUGAUGAAACAGUUUUAAAACUAACAUGUCGAAAGUAGACAGAAGGGAACUAAUGCAAUAUCGGGAGCAAUUUUAACAACUUUAACGGUCGAUUCAGAACAUUAAAUGACUUCCACACAUAGCAAAGGUUACUAUCUAGCAAUAUAGCAAUAUCCGCAAUACCCCAGUGUCUAGUUAAGUCUAGGGUAAAGAAUUGGGCUAGGGCCAGUUGUCACAAAAACCCUUUAAUUUUCGCAUUGUGUGACCUGUUUUUUUUUUUUGCCAAGUAACUAAUUACUUUUACAUUCAGGUAACUGAGUUACUAACGCAAUUACUUUUUGGGAGAAGUAAUUUGUAACUGUAAUUAAUUACUUUUUUAAAGUAAGAUUAACAACACUGCUCAUUUGCAAGUGUUGCUGCGAGGUAGCUCUCCAGCUGGUCCUUUUGGUCUAGUCUAGUGUGAAAGCGCCCUUACUGAGAAAAUACCCAGCGGACAGUGAAUAAAUUUGAAGUUUAAUAAGAAAUAUAUGCCUUAUUAUUUUGUUCAAUGUUAAAAAAUGUGGCACUGAAAAUGUUUUUGUCCCCUCCCCCCAGACAUCUGAGACAUAGAAGAGCUAAAGCAGGUGACUUAUUUAUGGCAAAAACCGGCUUUAAUUGACGUCUGCAAUGUGACAGCACCAUUCUGUAAACACGUAUUUGUGCCAACCUGUUGUGUUUUCGUCAUAGGAAAACACCUUAAAGUCACAACAGGGGUUUUAGUUGUUCCUUCAUUAUGCUUUUUUAACGCAAAUCACUUAGCUAUCACAGUUAAAAGGAGUGGAAAUGCCUUUAAUUUGUUCUAGGAAGUGAAGAUAUUUUAUUGACUCGCACCAGGCAUUUUUAAAAUAAGUUCACUGGCACUAUCUAGUGGCUACUCUGAGAACUGCAGAUGGUCAUACUGGAGACCCACUCAAAAGAUGAUCGUAUUUAUUGCAUGGUUAACCCCUUCUGCCCAAAAUGAAUUAAUAAAUCAUGGGUUUAUUCCUUUUGAGUCGGUAGAAUUUAAAUAAUAUAUUUAGUCUUAAUAUAAUCAUGUUUAAUACAGAAUAUUUACACACUUGCUAUGCUGACAGCUGGUCUGUUUUCCAGUCAUUUAAAAUAAACCUUCUUGCAAAUAUGUGAAUGGAAAAGAUGCAGAAAAUUACACUUAAGGGAACAAUAAGUCUGUUUGCUGUUUUACAGUUUUUAAUUCCAUGCAGCACUUUUUAAGAUUUUUAAACAAUUGUCUAUCUAUAUGCUAUUGAAAUAUUUUUUUUUUAGCAUGACUGCUGCUAGCUCGCAUGCCCUGCCUUCACUUGUGCCCAGUAAACGAGCCUUUCAAGUCAUAAGACAACAGUACCUUUAAAUCUCAAAAGGAAUGCCUAUUUAUCUUAAUACCUUUGUUAACACGCACAUAUAAUGGAUUGAAUGACUGCUGCAUUUUUACAGUUAAUAAAAAAUGUAUACUAUGUUUCGGUGUCCUAUGCUUGAAUAUACUGUGUGUUCCGUAAGGACCUAUACAUUUUCAUGGCAAAUAAUAAUAAUAAUAGAGUGGUACCUCUACUUGUGAAAUUAAUUGGUUCUGGAAGUAGUUUCAUACCUUGAAAAUUCUGUGAGCAGAGCUGUUUUCUCAUAUUUUCAGCAUAUUAAUAAAC